AGGUACCGAAUUUAUCGUCUAACAUAUACCGUUUUAAUUGUAACGGCCACUUCUUUUGUAGCAUAAGCCGGCUGGCCCUGCGAUUUCUGAGACAUACGCCAAAUCAAACCCUAAUGAUCUCUGCGUGCACUUCCCGCUUCCAUUCCAUGCCUUCUUCUGCAAUCGCCAAAAGAGGUGAGCAACCCUAAGCCUACUCUGGCGAUCGGGGAACAAGGCCUUUCAGUGUUCGAGAGCCAUGGCGAGGCUUCUCCGUCACGCUUCUUUAAGGCGAACGCUAUGCGCAUUAGAGAUACAUGGAGAUGGAACUGGAGCAUCUUCUUUCCAAUUUUGCAAAUUUUCCUCUCAAGCUAAAAAAAAGUCCAAGUUAGAUGUAUCUGACUGUGGCAAAGAAAACCAGUCUAAGAAAGACUUGGCUUUACAGCAAGCAUUGGAUCAGAUUACAGCUUCAUUUGGGAAGGGCUCAAUCAUGUGGCUUGGUCGUUCUCAUGCUCCUAGUGAAGUUCCUGUUAUAUCUACAGGAUCUUUUUUGUUGGAUAUGGCACUGGGAAUUGGUGGUCUGCCUAAGGGGCGUGUUGUGGAGAUAUAUGGUCCAGAGGCUUCGGGAAAAACAACACUAGCCCUUCAUGUAAUUGCAGAAUCUCAGAAGAAUGGAGGGUACUGUGCUUUCAUAGAUGCAGAGCAUGCUCUCGAUCCGGCAAUGGCAAAGGCUAUUGGUGUAAAUACUCAUAAUUUGCUAUUGUCACAGCCAGAUUGUGGUGAGCAGGCACUUAGUCUUGUUGACACUCUUAUUAGGAGUGGUUCAGUUGAUGUUGUGGUUGUGGACAGUGUGGCUGCCCUUGUGCCCAAAGCUGAACUUGACGGCGAGAUGGGAGAUGCUCAUGUGGCCCUCCAAGCAAGGUUGAUGAGCCAAGCUCUGCGCAAGUUGAGUCAUUCGUUGUCACGGUCACAGGCAAUUUUGUUGUUUGUUAAUCAGAUUAGAGCAAAGAUGAGCACAUUUGGUGGGUUUGGAGUAACACAAGAAGUUACCUCGGGUGGCAAUGCCUUGAAAUUUUACGCAUCUGUUCGCCUGAACAUCAAACAGAUUGGCUUUGUCGAAAAAGACAAGGAGAUUAUUGGGCGCAAAGUCUCCGUGAAGAUAGUGAAGAAUAAGCAUGCCCCUCCAUUUAGAACAGCUGAAUUUGAGCUUGAGUUCGGCAAGGGGAUCCGCCGUGAGUCCGAGUUACUUGAACUAGGACUGAAGCACAACUUUGUUACCAAAAGUGGUCUGUCUAUGUAUGGUUUCAAUGGACAAAACUUCAGAGGAAAAGAUGCUAUUAAACACCAUCUGUUGGAGAAUGAAGCAGAUAGGGAAGACCUAAUUACAAAGCUGCGACAGAAGAUUUUGCACGAUGAGGCUGUCAAGAAGGUUGAUCCUGACAUCAACACUCAAAAUAGGGAGGAGUCGGAAGAGGUCACCUCUGAUACAACUGAUGAGGAAAUUGUUGUUGAUGCUUGAUGUCUCAUUGUUAUAUAGUUUGAUGCCAUGGUAAGCUUUAUUGCCCAAUCAGAAAGAUAGGCAUUUUAGUAAAACCAGGAUUUGUGGGGACAUGUCACGUACCUCUACCGUCCUUUGUAAAGAAUUGUUGAGCAUUUAGUUCUCAAAAACUUCCAAAGAUAUAUUGGCCCUGAAAGGGUUAUCUAGCAAGUUGAUCUGUCUUUGAGAUUACGUAAUGACCAAUUAUGUAUUUUCCAUUUCUUUGACAACUCAUGUUUAUGUUCCUUA
Molecule: messenger RNA, 1762 nt
Organism: Zingiber officinale
Lineage: Eukaryota; Viridiplantae; Streptophyta; Magnoliopsida; Zingiberales; Zingiberaceae
Product: DNA repair protein recA homolog 3, mitochondrial-like
Exons: 8
Coding region: 236-1495 (419 amino acids)
Biological process (GO): DNA repair
Molecular function (GO): single-stranded DNA binding; ATP binding; ATP hydrolysis activity
Source: RefSeq, a predicted model, not a curated record